Molecule: messenger RNA, 2133 nt
Organism: Asparagus officinalis (garden asparagus)
Lineage: Eukaryota; Viridiplantae; Streptophyta; Magnoliopsida; Asparagales; Asparagaceae
Product: calmodulin-like protein 3
Exons: 1
Coding region: 1365-1817 (150 amino acids)
Molecular function (GO): calcium ion binding
Source: RefSeq, a predicted model, not a curated record
AGUUAAUAUAAUUUAAAAACUAAAAAUAAAAAAAAAAUUAAAAAACCCGUGAGCCGGGCCCGACCCAGCCCGCCCGUAAGCAGCUAGUGAGUCGGGCAUUGUCUAAUUCCAAACUCAAGAUCAGAAAAAUAGAUCCAAUCCACUCUGAUUCUAACAUGCCUGAGACAGACGCGGCCGCCUUGAACCCGACGGACCGGAUGAUGGGCCUGAACCAGGUGGGCCCACGCCCACCCCCGCAGCAAAGUCGGGGCAUCUCUUCGUGAGUGAGCUUACUUGAUUAUGUCUUGUCCUCCGUGUCUCCGCGCCGAACGGCAAAUCUUGAAACCAAAAGUUUGAACCCGACGGGACCCACAGGAUACCCCACACUCCUGGCUCAAUGUCAUUGGUCGGGUGCAGCCACCGGUCGUACUCUGCCGUAUCUUUAUUUCCAGCUGUGUUGCCGCUCCUCGACGUCACCCCCCAGAUCCGCGUCUUCAGCCAUAAAAAAAAGUGAAAGUACAUAAAAGGGGAAAGAAAAAACAAAGUCUAUAUACUCCAUAGUGAUAAUUUAGGCAGUGCAUUUUCCCACCACAAUAUUUGUAUUUUCGUUAGUUCAAAAUUUUCAUAUGUUAAUCUCAAAAAAUACAAAUUAGUUCCGAAAAAAAACCAGAGAAGAAUUUUCCUUAGUCACCUUCUAAACUAAUUUGUACGUCAAUCUUACAUUUCUUUUAGAAUUCCCUUAAUUUUUCUUAGCCAUCUUUUUCAGCCAAAAACUUUAAGAGUAAGCAUGGGUCAGCGCGUCGCCCCACAAUGUUGGCUAGCAUGUUUGUGAAAUAGUUGUCCGGAAUGUUGACUGGUACGUUGCUAACAUGCCACACUUAUAAAUCAUUCGUUAUGAUCUGAAUUUUAUGUCAAAAAGGCUAAACUAGAGCCAUAGUAAUAUAAAUGUGCGUCGCAUUGACACAAUUCAGUUCUCUUAUAAUUUUUCUACGGGAUUCAAUGACAUCACGGUUGUUACAGCGUCUCGAAACGACAACUAAUUAAUACAAACCAACACAAAGACAUCUUUUAAAUAAAAAAAAAAUAAUAAUAAUAAAAUAAAAGGGACCAUGGUGCGUGAGUUGCGAACGCGCUUUAUUAACAACCUUUAGCCCCUCCUCAUCAUCAAAAAACGCGUACCCUUCACCUCUUUAAAUCCCCCCAACUCCCCGUCCUCAGCCAAAAAUCAACCCUAAAAUAACCCAAAAAAAGAAAAAAAAACCCACCGUUAAAACCGCCACAAAUCUCUCCCAACCUCAACUCCCCAAAUUAGAAAAAAGAAAAAAAGAAAAAGAAAAAAAGAGCAAAAGAGAGAGAGAGAUCGAGAAAAAACAAGGGGAAAAAAAAUGGACCCGGCGGAGCUGAAGAGGGUCUUCCAGAUGUUCGACCGCAACGGCGACGGGCGCAUAACGAAGCAGGAGCUGUCCUCCUCCCUCGACAACCUCGGCAUCUACAUCCCCGACGAGGACCUGGAGGCGAUGGUCGCCAAGAUCGACGUCAACCGCGACGGGUGCGUCGACAUGGAGGAGUUCGGGGCGCUGUACCAGACGAUAAUGGACGAGAGGGACGAGGAGGAGGACAUGAGGGAGGCCUUCAACGUCUUCGACCAGAACGGGGACGGGUUCAUCACGGUGGAGGAGCUCCGGUCGGUGCUCGGGUCGCUGGGGCUGAAGCAGGGAAGGACGGUGGAGGACUGCCGGAGGAUGAUCAAGAGGGUGGACGCCGACGGGGACGGGAGGGUCAAUUUCAAGGAGUUCAAGCAGAUGAUGAGAGGGGGAGGCUUUGCCGCGCUUUCUUGAAAAUAUUAAGUAUAGUUCAGACCCGAAAAGGAUAAAUUUAAGUUUAUAUAAUUAAUAUAUAUAUAUAUAUAUAUAUUCGGUUGUACAAACUCAAUUUCCUUUUUUUUUCUUUUUUUUUUGUGUGCAAGGGAUCGUCUUGUUUCGGAUCGGAUAACUAAUGAUGUAAGUGAUUGGUAAAUGAUACCGUGUAUUAGUUAGUUACCUUUAUUCUCAUCCUAUGCCUUUAGUUUUAGAAUUUGGGUCCUUUGUUUUGUUGUUGAAGGAUUUGAUGUAGUCUCCCAACUCAUGUCAUGGCUAAAUUAUACGGUAUUUUCUA